GUGCGCGCGCCUGUGUGUGUGCGCGCGCGCGCCUGUGUGUGUGCGUGUGUGCGCGCGUGUGGAAAUAGAUCAACAAGUAUAAUGAGCUCUGCAGAGAUGGAUUUCGCGCAGAUCGUGCUGGUGGCUCUGCUGUGCUGGAGUGGGGUCGACGCCGUGAUCAACCUCAAGUACUCCGUGGACGAGGAGCAGAGAGCGGGCACGGUCAUCGCGAACGUGGCCAAGGACGCCAAGGACGCUGGCUUCGUGGUGGACCCCAGACAGCCGUCCCUGCGGGUCAUCUCCAACUCGGAGCCGCACUGGGUGGACAUCAGCCCGGCGGGGCUGCUCAUCACCAAGCAGAAGAUCGACCGGGACGCCGCGUGCCGGCAGACCCCCAAGUGCGUCAUAUCGCUGGAGGUGAUGUCCAACUCCAUGGAGAUCUGCGUGAUCAAGAUCGAGAUCAAGGACCUGAACGACAACGCGCCCCGCUUCCCCACCGACCACAUCGACGUGGAGAUCUCGGAGAACGCGUCCCCGGGCACGCGCUUCCCCCUGGAGGCGGCCAGCGACCCGGAUUCGGGCACCUUCGGCGUGCAGACCUACGAGAUCACCCCGAACGACCUGUUCGGCCUGGAGAUCAAGACGAGAGGCGACGGCUCCAAGAUAGCGGAGCUGGUGGUGGAGAAGAGCCUGGACAGGGAGACGCAGUCGCACUACAGCUACGAGAUCACGGCCGUGGACGGCGGAGACCCGCCCAAGUACGGCACCGUGCAGCUGAACGUGAAGGUGCUGGACUCGAACGACAACAACCCGGUGUUCGAGGAGCCCGUGUACACGGUGAACGUGAUGGAGAACUCGCCCGUGAACACGCUGGUGAUCGACCUGAACGCCACGGACCCGGACGAGGGCAGCAACGGCGAGGUGCUCUACUCCUUCAACAGCUACGUGAGCGAGAAGACCCGGGACGUGUUCAAGAUCGACCCGCGCACCGGCCUCAUCACCGUGAGCGGCCUCCUCGACUACGAGUCCACGCACAUCUACGAGAUCGACGUGCAAGCCAAGGACCUGGGACCCAACUCGAUCCCGGCGCACUGCAAGGUGACGGUGAACGUGAUGGACGCGAACGACAACGUGCCCGUGAUCAGCCUGCUCUCGGUGCACAGCGAGAUCGUGGAGGUGAGCGAGAGCGCGCCGCUCGGCUACGUGAUCGCGCUCGUGCGCGUCUCGGACCGCGACGCGGGCGCCAACGGCAAGGUGCAGUGCAGGCUGCAGGGCAACGUGCCCUUCCGGCUGCAGGAGUACGAGAGCUUCUCCACCAUCCUGGUGGACGGCCGCCUGGACAGGGAGCAGAGGGACACCUACAACCUGACGAUCGAGGCGGAGGACGGCGGCACGCCCUCCCUGAAGACCACCAAGUCCUUCGUGGUGCGGGUGACGGACGAGAACGACAACCCGCCGCACUUCACGAAGCCGCACUACCAGGAGAUGAUCCUGGAGAACAACACGCCCGGCGCGUACCUGCUGUCGGUGUCGGCGCGCGACCCGGACCUGGGCCUCAACGGCACCGUCACCUACCAGAUCGUGCCGUCGCAGGUGCGCGACAUGCCCGUGUUCACGUACGUGUCCAUCAACCCCAACUCGGGCGACAUCUACGCGCUGAGGUCCUUCAACCACGAGCACACGCGCACCUUCGAGUUCAAGGUGCUGGCCAAGGACGGGGGCAACCCGUCGCUCUCCAGCAACGCCACGGUGCGCAUCGUGGUGCUCGACGUGAACGACAACACGCCCGUGAUGACCACCCCGCCGCUGGUCAACGGCACCGCCGAGGUGUCCAUCCCCAGGAACGCAGGUGUGGGCUACCUGGUCACGCAGGUGAAGGCGGAUGACUACGACGAGGGCGAGAACGGCAGGCUCACCUACUCCAUCUCGGAGGGGGACCGCGCCUUCUUCGAGAUCGACCAGGUGAACGGGGAGGUGCGCACCACCAGGAUGUUCGGCGAGAACGCCAAGACCACGUACGAGAUCACCGUGGUGGCCCACGACCACGGCAAGACCUCCCUGUCGGCCUCCGCCUUCAUCGUGGUCUACCUGUCCCCGGACCUGAACGCGCAGGAGUCCAUGGGACCCGUGAACCUGUCGCUCAUCUUCAUCAUCGCCCUGGGCUCCAUCGCCGCCAUCCUCUUCGUCACCAUGAUCUUCGUGGCCGUCAAGUGCAAGAGGGACAACAAGGAGAUCCGCACGUACAACUGCAGUUUCUUCUACCUGCACAGGGUGGCGGAGUACUCCUACGGCAACCAGAAGAAGUCGAGCAAGAAGAAGAAGCUCAGCAAGAACGACAUCCGGCUGGUGCCGCGCGACGUCGAGGAGACGGACAAGAUGAACGUGGUGAGUUGCUCGUCUCUCACCUCCUCGCUCAACUACUUCGACUACCACCAGCAGACCUUGCCUCUGGGCUGCCGGCGCUCGGAAAGCACCUUCCUCAACGUGGAGAGCCAGAACUCACGCAAUGCUGCCCCCAACCACGGCUAUCACCACACCUUCACCGGGCAGGGUCCACAGCAGCCUGACCUCAUCAUCAACGGCAUGCCACUGCCAGAGACGGAGAAUUAUUCCAUGGACUCCAGUUAUGUAAACAGCAGAGCACACCUUAUUAAAAGCACAUCCACCUUCAAGGACAUGGAAGGCAACAGUCUGAAGGACAGCGGUCAUGAGGAGAGCGACCAGACGGACAGCGAACACGACGUCCAGAGAGGCCUGUACGCGGACACGGCCGUGAACGACGUGCUGAACAUGAGCGCUCCACCCAGCGGCUGCCAGCUGCCGGAUCAAGAACCUGCUGAGAGUUUCCACUGCCAGGACGAGUGUCGCAUCCUGGGCCACUCGGAUCGCUGCUGGAUGCCCCGGGUGCCCAUGCCGGCCCGAGCCAAGUCCCCGGAGCACGGUCGCAACGUCAUUGCUCUGUCCAUCGAGGCCACCACGGUGGACGUGCCGCACUACGAGGACUCCGGCGCCAAAAGGACUUUUGCCACCUUUGGCAAGGACGGGUCAGAGGAGCCGGAGCGGACCGAGCCCAGGGCCAAGCGGACAGCCGAGCCGCCUGCGUGCAGCCCCAAGGCCAACGGCGCUGUCCGAGAGGCCGGCAAUGGGCGGGAAGCCGCCAGCCCCAUCACCUCCCCCGUGCACCUAAAGAGCCCCCUGUCGAAGGCGCCCGCCACCUAUGGUACCCUGAAAUGCCGCGACGCCGAACGCAUCGCCAACCACAGCCUGCUGCGGCAGCCGGAGGGGAAGGACAGCGAGCCGGCCGUGCGGGAGGUGGGCCAGCUGCUGCAGGACGCCCGCGACAAGGACUCCCCCGGUGGCAAGCGGCUCAAGGACAUCGUGCUUUAACUGGCCAGACGGGAGCCGGAGCGCGGGAGCGCACGCAUCCACAGACGUGCCUCUGAGUGUGUGCGAGAGAACAAGCGCUUGAGUGUGUGUGCGCGCGCGAGUGUGUGCAAGAGCAGGAAAACAACAGAGGAAGUGGAAAGGAGGAGGAGCUGUGGCGGGGAAGCGGGGAAGCGGGGAAGCGGGGAAGCGACCCCGAGAGCGACGAGGAACAGGGCGGAUGCUGCCAUGUUGGGUCUGCUGGCCAGCAGACCGCUUCGCUCUGGCUUUAUCUUUCUUGCAGUCAUUUCUCGCUUUUUCGUCCACCACCCCGCGGACCGGGGGGGGCCCGGCGUUUCCGUUUACUGUGUAACAUGCCAAAUUGUACCCUUCUUUUGUGGGAGCCGCAGCGGCAUUGAGCUGGAUGUUCUUGGACACCUGCAAUCUUGGAUACAAGUAGAAUCAUGCCUUUUAAGAACUAUUUCUAUUAUUUUAUGAGAUUGCCUUUUUUUGUUCGCAGAGAGGUUCUCAGCCGCCAGAUUGUUCGACGUUGCUUAUAAACUGACCCCUUUUUUUAGUGCAAGACCCCCAGACGCAACCAUGACAAUAUGACCCAUUUCUUUUGCAGGAAACAAUUGGCUUAUUUGGUCUUCAUGCCGUGUAAAGCAAAAGGACGGAGACACAAAGAAACUCCUCUUUCUCCCGUCCUAAUUUUUCCGGCUUCCAUUUGUUCGAUAAGAGAUUCCGUGCGUCCCGGAGGACAUUCCAGUGUCACGGAAAGGAAAAAAAACGCUGAGGUCGUUACGGUAUUUAUUUUUUAUCUCUGAUGGAGCUAAAUGAACGCUGAGUAUUGGCCGAGGCCCUCCGAACACUGGAAGGAGGACAAGACGGAUCCUCCCAAGCGAGAUAAAGCAGAGGGAGACUCAUUUUCUUUAGUAUCUCCUGUGCCCUUUCUUGAUUGUAGCCAGUGGGGCGCAGUUUGCUAGAACUUCGUGCUCCAGUCUUGUACCUUUUUUUGGGGGGAAACUCUUGACUUCGGACUGUGGGGCUAGGGUAGAAGGGAUCGUCACUCACAUGUGUUGCUACGUGAAACUCUUCAUAGGGUUUACUAUUAUUAUCAUUUUUAAUAACCUGUUGUUAUGUGACAAUCCCUUUAAAUGUUUCGUUUCGAGAGGAAAAAAUAAACCUUGGUGUUCAACUGAAGCUAAAGUAGCGUUUGUUACACAAACACAAAAAAGAAAAAAACAUAUAUGCCAAAAUAUAUUUUAUAAAUAAUUUAAAAUGUAUAAUGAGAAUAUUUAAUGCUGUGUAGUUAUUUUAUUAGUAAGUUAUACUUGAAAUUAACAGGCUUUUUGUUCCCCUCUUUUCGAAUUCUUUUAUUUUCAAAUUGAACAUGGACUUUUUGUUUACUGUGUUACCCCUGGCAACUGUUGAAUUGCAGUCUACCUUGUUGUAAAAGAGUUUCUUAUUGGUCAGUUCUUGUGCCAUCAAGUUUCUGUGUGGGCAAAUAGAAAAAGAAAAAAAAGACAAAAAAAAAAGCAAUUUCAGCACCAACAGUAGUGUCAGUUCAAUGAGCUUAGAGUGACAUAGCAAAAGUAAACCAAAAAUACGAUGCAAACGUAAAAGAGCCAAGACUACAGGUGGUAAUUUGUACAUGAAAAGGAGAGUUUGAACUAGAUCUGUCAGUUGGCUGGAGACUCUGCGUUCCGGAAUAUUCUGAAUAAUAAUCUGAAUGAUGAGUGUCUGUUGGAAGUUGGCUUUACAGCAAGGCCUCGGUCCAACCAGACUGCCACAAAGGACCGUCCUGAGAGUAACAUCUCGCGAUCUCUUCAAGAAAA
Messenger RNA from Scleropages formosus (Asian bonytongue), 5180 nucleotides. RefSeq names its product protocadherin 19 (gene pcdh19). Bases 82 to 3366 code for a protein of 1094 amino acids. Lineage: Eukaryota; Metazoa; Chordata; Actinopteri; Osteoglossiformes; Osteoglossidae. The transcript is spliced from 5 exons. Gene Ontology annotation, molecular function: calcium ion binding. The record is from RefSeq and is a predicted model, not a curated record. Gene Ontology annotation, biological process: homophilic cell-cell adhesion. Gene Ontology annotation, cellular component: plasma membrane.